Paramormyrops kingsleyae is the source of this 3267-nucleotide messenger RNA. RefSeq names its product zinc metalloproteinase/disintegrin-like HR1a. Gene Ontology annotation, molecular function: metalloendopeptidase activity. Gene Ontology annotation, biological process: proteolysis. Lineage: Eukaryota; Metazoa; Chordata; Actinopteri; Osteoglossiformes; Mormyridae. Gene Ontology annotation, cellular component: plasma membrane. The record is from RefSeq and is a predicted model, not a curated record.
CUCACAUACAUACUAUGAAUAGGAAUGGAGUUUGGGAUCCUGUUGCUUUUGACCUUCUUGCUGAGCAGCCUAGCCUUUCCUUCAGAGGGACACCAUCCCUUCCUGGGAGGGAAGGGCGAUUAUGAGGUGAUCCGGCCAGUCAGACUGCAUAUCCUGCACAAGACAAACACCCAGUCAGUAUGGCCCGACGUGGUUGGGUAUAGGCUAACCAUGGCUGGGAGACACAUGGAACUUCACCUGGAGAGAAACCAGGGCCUGUUUGCACCAGACUACAGUGAAACACACUACACCAAGAAUGGAAGUAGGGUCACGUCUUCCCCGGGGGACCUGGAUCUCUGCUGCUACUCUGGGACGGCUGGCGGCGGUAAUGAGACCUCAGCGAGCAUCAGCAUCUGCCAUGGCCUGAGGGGCUACAUUAAGACUGCAGCAGAGAUUUACCUGAUAGAGCCACUGUCAGACAGCGACACUGGGGACCACGCCCUGUUCAAGUACGAGCACCUGGUUACAGAGCCCAGGGUGUGUGGAGUGCACAACCACACGCUGGAGUCUGCAAUUCCAUUCAUUCGCACCAGGGGGAGCUCAGGAGCCUCAGCCCUGUCCACCUCACUGCAGGAGAAGUACAUUGAGCUGUACUUGGUUGUGGACCACAGAGAGUACCGCAAAAUGAACAGUGACCUGGCAGAAGUGAGAAGGCGCAUUUUUGACAUUGUCAUCUUUGUGAACAUGGUCUACAAGCCCCUUCACACACAUAUCAUUCUCGUGGGCGUCGAGGUCUGGACGGACCAGGACAAGAUCCAGUUGUCGACCAGUGCUGGGGAGACCCUGGACAGCUUCACAAAGUGGAGAAACGAUGUCCUGAUGAACGCCAGGACUCACGACAACGCACAACUGAUAACAGCCAUGGAUUUUGAGGGUGGCACGGUGGGUUUGGCUUAUGUUGGCACCAUUUGCCAACCCCAGUCUACAGGGUUGGUGCAGGACAGCAGGCCCUACGCCAUUAGUACCGGGGUCACACUGGCCCAUGAGAUGGGACACAACCUGGGCAUGAGUCAUGACACUGAAGACUGCACCUGUCCGGAGGACACCUGCAUCAUGUCUGCUGUGCUCAGUUACAACCCCCCGAGGUUCUUCAGUAGUUGCAGCCAGAAGAGGUAUGAGCUUUUCCAGGAAUCUUGGAAUCUCAGCUGCAUUCUGAAUAAGCCGGUGGCGGUGGUCCAGGUGUGUGGGAAUGGACUCCUGGAGGUGGGAGAGGAGUGCGACUGUAGCACUGAGGAGGAAUGCACAGACCCAUGCUGCAACGCUGCCACCUGCAGGCUGGUGGAAGGGGUGCAGUGUGUGUCCGGGGACUGCUGCGAGAACUGCAAGAUUGCGGCAGCCACACGGGAGUGCCGUCCGCGGCGGGACGACUGUGACCUCCCUGAGUUCUGCACAGGCAGAGAUGCCAGCUGCCCUGAGGACGUCUUCGCUGCAAAUGGCCUCCCCUGUGGUGAUGGACAGGGCUACUGUUAUGAUGGACGGUGCCCUAUGCGCUCGCAGCAGUGCAUCCGCAUGUGGGGGGAAACGGCAAAAGUGGCUGCUGACUCCUGCUAUGAACUGAACACCCACGGUAUCUUCUCUGGGUUCGGCUGGCGUGUUGGUCCAGAUGGCUACUUCAAAUGCAAUGAAUCGGACAUGCUAUGCGGUAAACUGUUCUGUGCCAACGGCAGUGACACCCCCAGCUACGGCCAGCCAAUGCAGGUGGGUCAGUGCAAAGCCACCUUCUAUGGCGACCCCUCCCAGGACCGUGGCCAGGUGGAAGUUGGGUCCAAGUGUGGUGAAGGGCAGGUCUGCUGGAGUAAUCAGUGUGUAGAUCUGGAGGUGGCGUACAUGAACACCCACUGCUCUGAGAACUGCCCAGGCCAUGCAGUGUGCAACCACAAGUCAGAGUGUCAGUGUGAGCCGGGUUGGCUCCCCCCCACCUGCAGCAGCCAGGACGCCCAGAUGGGGGCGCAAGACCAGUCACAGGGGUCCAUUUCUUUGAUCGUAAUUGUCAUAGUAGCUGGGGGCAGUCUGAUGAUCCUGCUCGUCCUGGGUGGGGUGGCCCUUGUCCUCAUACGCAGGCGAAAUCGCUUGGAUGCUAACAGCAUCUGCUCCAGCAGGAAAGGCCAGAAUUACCCAACAGCUUCCCUACACAGCCUGCAGAUCUGCACAAUCAGCCACAAUGGCAUGCAGGAUCCCUGCCCCCCCCUGGUGUGAGGAGACUCCUGGGUGUGGGAUGAAGGCAGAGGUCAAAUUUCAGAAGGAACGCACAGCGAGGAAGCUCCACUGCCCAACAAAAUAUCAGCACCUGCCAGCAGAGAGCAGGAUGAACGUGGAGGCUGGAGGCGGAGCCAGAACACAUGACCAGGCUGGUGCUAUAAGAGUAGAGCAGGGGCUUCAAACGCCGGUCCUGGAAGGCUGGAGCCCUGUGUAGCUUAGUUCUUUCCCUGUUCCAUCACAAAAAAUUCAGCUCAAGAGCUGUGAGGUAAUUAGCACAAGGAAUUGAACCAGGCGUGUUAAAUGAGGUAAAACUAAAAACUGUGAAGGGCUCCAGCUCUCCAGGACUGGAGAUCGAGACUGCUGCAGAGAUUCACUGCAAAUUGAUGAAAUGUUGAUAUUACAAUUCAAUUUACAAGAUGCAAAAAAACCCCCAAAAAAUUAAUUAAAAAUCCGCAAUGGUGGGGAACGAGGAUUACACUAUGUGGAAAGAAAUAUUGAAGUUCCUGCCUGGUCCUUACUUAUUUGAUUACACACUAAUGGUCUGGGCCUGUUUUCAUUGCAUUGUCCCUGGUUUAAGGUUGAAAAGCCUGCUAUAUGAGUUUUGAUAUAUCACAGCAGAGAGAUACCAGAUUCUAGUUUUUACUUACUCUGACUUGAUAUAAUGUGUUUCACGAAAUGCUUUGCUUAAAACCAAGUCAGCCUGGCAUUCCGGGACACAGUCGCACCUGAUUCGGAGGAAACCUGCCUGAGGUGUGUCUGCAGCAAGCAGGCUGCAGCAAACAUGCUGUAACUUGCAUCGCAGGCGCUCUCAGGUAUGAUGGAAACGCGACUCCAAGGUUGUGAUAUUACCUGGCAACGGCAAAGAGGAAUUCUGCAGGACGGCGGCCAUCAGCUGAAAUCAGCUCUCAAAGGCUGGGUACAAAAGACAACUAACAACGCCGUCAGUCACGGAUUGCGGCUGCUACUCUGACGGUGGUUUUACUCUGUAUAUCAGCACAAAGAGUGUCAUAUUGAUGCAUCUCUGCUCAU